Molecule: messenger RNA, 731 nt
Organism: Phalaenopsis equestris
Lineage: Eukaryota; Viridiplantae; Streptophyta; Magnoliopsida; Asparagales; Orchidaceae
Product: sulfiredoxin, chloroplastic/mitochondrial
Exons: 5
Coding region: 191-562 (123 amino acids)
Biological process (GO): cellular response to oxidative stress
Cellular component (GO): cytoplasm
Molecular function (GO): sulfiredoxin activity
Source: RefSeq, a predicted model, not a curated record
UGAAGCAGCAUGCAAGGAAUUCAAUGGACCACUUGGUUGAAAACAUUUCCUUCCUCUAUCUUUGCCCCCAAAGCUCUCAAAAGAGUAUUUACACAAAUACAAAGAAGCAGCGGCAGAGAAGCAACAAAAUCUCCUCUUUUCCUUCAAGCGCUCGGGAUCAAGGGAAGAAGCAGGCUAAGGGGAGUCUCAAAUGUCGAAUCUUCAGCUGAAUCUCACACAAACCGUCGGCGCUUUCUCCGCCCGAAAGAUCAGAGCUUCUUCCAAUGGAAUUCCAUUCUCCAAGCCAAAAUCAGGUCUUCUGAUACUAGAUUUGCCUCUUGAGAAGAUAAGACGGCCAUUAAUGCGUACUCGAGAAAAUGAUCAAGAGAAGGUGAAGGACCUGAUGGAGAGCAUCCGAGAGAUUGGACUUCAGGAACCUAUUGAUGUGCUUGAGGUUGAAGGAGUCUAUUAUGGUUUCUCCGGUUGCCACCGCUUCGAAGCUCACCAACGAUUGGGUCUGUCGACAAUCCGCUGCAAAAUCCGUCGCGGGACGAAGGAAACUUUAAGGCAUCAUAUGCGAUGAAUCAUGAAUAAUAUAAUGGAUUUAUAAAACUUUCACUAUAUUGCAUAACUGCAAAAGGAAUGCAUUCUCUUCUUAGAUAUGUUAAUGUGAUUGUGUAAUCUGAAUGUUAUUGAUGAGAUGUAUAUGGAGAUUGUCAUACAAUUAUCAAUCUUAAAUGGAGCUAUUUGCU